Molecule: messenger RNA, 1351 nt
Organism: Sinocyclocheilus grahami
Lineage: Eukaryota; Metazoa; Chordata; Actinopteri; Cypriniformes; Cyprinidae
Product: GTPase IMAP family member 4-like
Exons: 2
Coding region: 33-914 (293 amino acids)
Molecular function (GO): GTP binding
Source: RefSeq, a predicted model, not a curated record
CGUGCCUAUGGCCAUGUCCUCGCAAGCGGAACAUGAACCAUCCACGAGGGCUACUUCAACCUGAGGCAGAGGAAGUACGCAUCAUGUUACUGGGUGCUAGAGGGUCUGGAAAAAGUUCAUCUGGAAACACCAUCCUCAGAUGUAACGCCUUCAACACGGACAUGCAGCUGAGCAGAGUCACACAGUUCUGUGAAAGAGCUUCUGGAAGCAUCAACGACCGACCCGUGGCCAUAAUCGACACGCCAGGACUGAAUAAGAUCAAUCGAAUGGAGAAGGAGGUGAUCAGGGACAUCAUGAAAUCUAUCUCGCUCUAUAAGCCAGGACCACACGUGUUUCUGCUGGUUCAGCCGGUGGGAAACUUAACCAAUGAGGACAAGAACAUACAUAAAUUAAUCCAGAACAUGUUCGGGAAGAACGUUUGGAACUACACAGUUGUUCUGUUCACACAUGGAGAUCGACUAGAGGGGAAAAUGCCAAAUGAUGUGAUCGCCAGCUCAGACAAAGACCUUAGAGACUUUAUCCGCACAUGCAGUGGAGGAUUUGUGUUCUUCAAUAACAAGAACAUGGGAAACUUUGAGCAAGUGACCAAACUUCUGGAGAAGAUUGAUGCCUUGGUGGCCAUCAAUGGCAGAAGCUGCUACAAAACGUCAUUUUACCCGAGCUCAGAGAGAAAGAUACGUGAAAAACAAGAGAAGAUUCUGGAGGAGAGACAGGAAGAGAUUGCACGAAAGGAGAGAGAGCUGGAGGAGAAUUAUGAAGAUAGGGAGGAGUUAGAGUGGAAAAAGCGUGAGCUCUGGAGAGAGGAAGAGGAAGAUGCACGGAGACUAGCCGAGAAUCCACCAAGACGCAAAUCUCUAGCAAUAAAUCUCCCCAGAGCCCCCUCAUCUAUAACAAAAUCACAGAUCAUUCACUAAUCAAACCAUUUUAUGAGCAGUUCAGGACCUUUCUCAUGAAUAAUGGAGAUGUAAUAUUCCCUGUAGGUGAUGAUCUAUACAUUUUGCACUGUUCAGGUUUUACUUUGUGCCUGUUUAUUAUUGUUGUGCUGUUUUAAUUAAGUGCAUUAUUAAUUGUGUACGUAGGUAAUAAUUCUUUCUUGUCACUGAAUAACCGACUGCAUAUAAAAUGUAAACAUUUAACUUACCACAGAAGUUUAAUUAAACUGAAAAUACCACUAUGUUCCCAUGAUACUAUUAUACUAUGGUAUUGGGGGUCAAUAUAACCUCUUUGGAACCUUUGGGUUAAAAAACAUGGUUCCCUUCAUCUCAGUGGCAUAAGAUUUUGUGACUUUUUCUACAUUAUCUACACACACACACACACACACACACAAACUGGGCUUGAUUUGGAUGUUGUG